AUGUUGAACAGGCAGUGGGAUGAUCUAGGUGUAGCUCUGCAUAUGUUCUACUACGGGUAUUUCCCAGGUUUCUGGGCUUUGCUGGUUGCCACAUGGGGCCAAGAAGGAGUUCUUGUCCCACCUCCGCUGUACUGCUACAUCAGGGAUUUUGUGAUCACCGACACCACUAUGGGAGGAAAUGCAAGUUCAGUGAGUAUCACACCAGGCCCUUGCUGCUCCGGCCGCUUGUGGCACGUGUGCUACAGGUUGGCCACCCUGGUCCAUGACUAUAUUUCAGCCCCUCAACCAGCAGAGCUGCACGGGUGCAACGAUCCUCCUCUUGAAACUCACCCUUCGACGGCUGCAGCCCCUUUACAGGCACAACCAUUGCAAGGCCCAGGCCUCAGCAUCCAGCACCCCGGGAAAUCUGAGCUGAGGGUUGUUCUCGUUGGUAAAACUGGAUGUGGGAAAAGUGCAACAGGAAACACCAUCCUGGGGGGAGAGCCUUUUGUGUCUAAAAUCACAGCUGGAUCAGUAACAACAAAAUGUACUAAGAUGAUGAUCACGCGGGAUGGCAGAAAACUGGUGGUGGUUGAUACUCCUGGUUUAUUUGACACAAAAGUUUCUUUAAAUGAAACUGCAAAAGAAAUAGGGCGCUGUGUGGUUGUCUCCUCCCCAGGUCCCCACGCCAUCGUUCUGGUCAUGCAGCUGGGGCGUUUCACUGAGGAGGAGAAAGAGACAGUUGCUCGAAUACAAGAUAUAUUUGGGGAAGAGGCUGUUCGAUACAUGAUCUUCUUGUUCACCAGAAAGGACGAUUUACAGGGGGGGAACUUAGAGGACUUUUUAAAAGCACUUGAUGACAAAGAUCUCCAGCAGCUGCUGGAUAAAUGUGGAAGGCGCUGCUUGGCUUUCAACAACAAAGCAACAGGACAGGAGCAGCAGGACCAGGUCUCUGAGCUGACAGGAAUGAUCGAUGCGAUGGUGGAGAAGAAUGGAGGUGAGCACUACACCAAUGAAAUGUAUGAGUAUGCUCAGAGGCAGCUUCAAGUGAAAAUGGAGGAGCUCAGGAAAAACUACACUGAACAGAUGGAAAGAGAAAGAGAGGAAAAGAAAUCUCAGCUGGACGAGGAACAUAAGAAGGUGGAUGAGGAAUUAAGGGAGAGAAUAGAGGAGUUAAAAAAAUGCAGCCCAGUUGAUCAAAACACUUUAUCAUCCCUAGAACAAGAAGCCCAAAAGAAGAAGGAAGCCAUUCAGCAAAAAAUGGAGAAAGAGCUACAGGAAAUUAGUGACCGCUACCAGAAACUUCUAAAUAACCUCCGGGAAGAAGCUGACAAUGAUGUUUCUAUAAUAGAGUUUGUUUUAAAGAAAUUUGAAGCGAUAUUUUCAAAAAUCAAAAACUGGUUCAAAUCAUAAUGCUUACAUUACCAUAAUUUCUGUUUCUCAAAUGGUGCUACCUUAAGGCGUGUGUAGACGAAACAGAGGACCUAAACUGAAGAGGUGGGUUUUAAAAAACACCACUUUAAUUUAGGGCUUAUUAAAUCCCUGUAUCGUGCACACACCCCGCUGACUCGCCUGCCUCUCUGGCAGGGAGGGGAGGGUGAGCUGCUGGAGGGUGAAGUGGUCCCUGGGCUGCAGAGGGGCUGAUGCUUUCCCCCAUGGCAGUGGUGCUCCCUUUUCCCCCCUGCCCCCAGCAUCCACGGGCAUCUGGCUCAGGUGGUCCUGGGGGAAGCACAGCCAUGAAGGCAAGCACCAGGCCCCCACACAGCUCAGGGAGACAGGCAGGCUCCUGGUGGGGGGGUGUUGGAAAUCAGGCUUGCCGCUUUUCUUGGGCAGAGCUACUUUCCCAGGCUUCCUGCACAGUCGCGGAGCUGCAUGGAGCCUGGUGCUUUGCUCGGUGGCUGUAGGGGCAGCAAAUUAAAACUCCUUGAAGUUCUAGUUUGCUUUGCCCCAAGUCAUUUAAGGUGCAUUAUGCCACCAAAUUUCCUGCAGCAGCUUGAAUUAAUGUACAAUACACCACUGAGGGGUGCAAACACUGACACCAUUAAAGCGGUGCAAAAACAUUUAGCCCUCUUUAAAGUGAGAGGCAUGUGUGCACAACGUUUUGUCUACACACGGUCUUAGUUCAGUCAUCAUAAGUAGGUUUUGCUUCCUUGAAAAACUUUAACACCCCCUGGUAAUUCUGUGUAGUAGAUUAUCUGUGUAUAAGUUUUUUAGUCAUCUCCCAACACAGCCUGUGGCCAGUUUCUACAUGGUCUGGAAAAAAAUUGGACUGUUAUGAUUUGUUCUUUAUUAGUGUGACUAUAGAAAAAACCCUUGCAGACCUGACAACCAGCAUGGCCAGCAAAGUAAAGGAGCCAUUACCAUGUUCAGCUAAAUUAGGAAUGAGAUUAAAUUAAGCAGAGCACAAGGCCUGAAAGGAGACAUUAUAAGGCAUGAUAUAAUCCAAAUAUUCUAUAUUGUAGUUUUCUUUUAUAGUAACCGAGGUAACCACGUGUAUUAGAUGCUGUUUUGCUGUAAUAGAUAUAUUUCUGUUAAGAUUCUUAGAUAAGUUGUAAAAACAAAGCAGCCUUUUUUAUGGAACACAGUGCAUUUUGGAGAAGAGAAAACAGCCCAGUGGCAAAUAAUAUCCUAGAACGGUGAAGGAAGGAGAAAUCCUUCCUCCCAAAGUGUAACUUGCACAGACAGACAUAACAGGUGGAUAUAUAUCUUGCUGGGGUCACUUGAUCUCAGCUGACUUCCUGCCUGUGGUGGGAGGGCUGGACGCAGUGAUCUCAUGAGGUCCCUUCCAGCCCCUAAUGUCUAGGAAAUCUAUGCAUCCAACUCUUUUUAUGGCCACAAGAAAACUGGUUCAGUCCAUUUCCAAAAGUUUUGGUAACAAAAACACAUUUUAAUUAAACCAAUCUGUUAUUAGAAUAUUAAAACCAACCAUCUACAAACAUGGGCCUUUCCAGGCAGUAGAGGUAAAAAUCUGUGUUGUGCCAUCAUGGGCAACCAGAUGGACUUUGGGAUAAGCGUUAGUUUCUCUUUUUGGAGGUGCAAGCAAUAAAAGU
Messenger RNA from Alligator mississippiensis (American alligator), 3029 nucleotides. Its product is annotated as GTPase IMAP family member 7-like. Bases 1 to 1392 code for a protein of 463 amino acids. The record is from RefSeq and is a predicted model, not a curated record. Lineage: Eukaryota; Metazoa; Chordata; Crocodylia; Alligatoridae. The transcript has 4 exons. Gene Ontology annotation, molecular function: GTP binding.